This is a messenger RNA of Pestalotiopsis fici W106-1, 636 nucleotides long. RefSeq lists its product as uncharacterized. Lineage: Eukaryota; Fungi; Ascomycota; Sordariomycetes; Amphisphaeriales; Sporocadaceae. Gene Ontology annotation, molecular function: voltage-gated proton channel activity. The transcript is spliced from 3 exons. The record is from RefSeq and is a predicted model, not a curated record. The coding region runs from base 1 to 636 and encodes 211 amino acids. Gene Ontology annotation, cellular component: plasma membrane. Gene Ontology annotation, biological process: proton transmembrane transport.
AUGAGUGAUACAACGCCAUUGCUUGUCCAGUUCCCGAACAGCGGGCACCUGGGCCUGACGCGGUACCGGCGGUGCCGGCAGGCGGCGCAGCGGGCGCUCUCGUCAAAGUUCAAGCACUGGUUCGUGCUGACGCUCGUCGUGCUCGACGUGGCGGGCAUCUUGGCUGACAUUUGCAUCGCGCUCAUCACGUGCGAGCUCGACCGCGAAAACGAGCCCUGGGUCCAUCCCACGCGCGAGUCCCUCAAGGUGCUGGCCUUGACCUUGAGCAGUCUGUUUUUGGUGGAGUUGUUGCUUGAGCUGUGGGCUCAUGGUCCUCGACGGUACCUAUCCAACAAAAUCACCUGCUUCGAUGCCUUUGUCAUUGUAAUCAGCUUCGUGGUCGACGUGGCCGAGCACGGCGGCGUGGCCGAGGAGGUGGCCUCGCUCGUCGUGAUUCUGCGGCUCUGGCGGUUCGUCAAGAUUGCCGACGAGUUUGGCGUCGAGGCAUCGGAGCGCUGGGACGAGAUGGAGGAGCGCGUGGCGGCGCUGGAAAAAGAAAACUCGGACCUCCGCGAGGAAUUGCGCCGCUCCAAUAAGGCGCAGCCCGCUGACGAGGAGCAAGGCAUUCCUGACGAAGGUAUCGAGGAGGAACAGUAG